Messenger RNA from Scleropages formosus (Asian bonytongue), 2643 nucleotides. RefSeq names its product proton activated chloride channel 1 (gene pacc1). The coding region runs from base 205 to 1251 and encodes 348 amino acids. Lineage: Eukaryota; Metazoa; Chordata; Actinopteri; Osteoglossiformes; Osteoglossidae. The record is from RefSeq and is a predicted model, not a curated record. The transcript is spliced from 8 exons.
UCAGCGGCUGAAACCUGACGCGAGCGCUUUUGCGCUGGUCUCGAGCCGUCGAUUCUGUUCCCGCGAUUCGCAGCCGCGCAUCAAAAUGACCCCCUUCAUUCAAAAAUGAUCCCUGAUGUGUCUUUUCAAGCUGGAAGACGGACGACCCGUUGCGCUAUUUUAGACUUUUAUUUCUUUAUUUUUUGUUAAAUCACUCGAAUCGGAAUGCUAAAAAGGGAAAACUGCCCGUCUUACAGAGAAUUCAGUGAUGAUGAUACUGUUCAUUCUCCUGCUGUGCACCCAGAGGACAGUGAGGAUAAACUGGACCCAGACCAGUCAAUCGGCAGAGGUGCGGAGAAUGACACUACCAGCAAUAACCUUUCGCUAGGGUUCAACAAGGCCUGUCUGAAGAAUGUCUUUGCCAUUCUGCUCAUUUUUAUAUACCUGGUGCUGACAGCCGUGGCACUGUUACUUGCAUACCUGACCAUCACUGACUUCAGGGACAAGCUUAGUCACCCAGUGAUGUCGGUAACAUUCAAGGAAGUGGACCUUUUUGAAGCUGCAGGUAUUGCCCUAUAUCCUGGAAAGGCCAAGCUGUUGAGCUGCAAGCACCACCAUCAUGACCACAUCCCACCAUUGGUGUUGCCAGGGAAACCUGGGGAAAACAAUUGCAUGAUAGAGGAGGUCAUUUACACCGACCCGUACUCCAACCUCACCAGGCAAGCGAUGGUGAUCCAAGGCCCAACAGAUGUCAGGAAUCGAGAGCUGGUUUUUCUGCAGUUCAGUCAGAAUGAAACGGAAGAGGAUUUCAGCUCCAUUAGUUACAUGCUUUUCUACAAAUUCAGUGACAUGACUCACAGCCUACAUAAAGCUGAGUUCAUGAAGGACUGUGAGAGGAACUACUCCAUGGGGACCUUUUCAGGAGGCUUCAGGACAUGGGUCAAGAUGUCUUUGAUAAAGACCUAUGGGAAAGAACGUGAAUCUGUCGAGUUCCGGCAGGAGGCCAGUGUUGUGAAAUAUAAUGACAAGAGGCAAGAGCCUGAGAAGACCGAUGAGCUGUUUUUCAUCGUGUUCCAGUGGCGGGAUCCUUUCUUCCAAGAAGUUCGAGAUGUCAUCACAGCGAACCCCUGGAACACCAUCGCCAUCCUCUGCGGCGUCUUCAUGGCUCUCUUCAAGGUGGCGAACUUUGCCAAACUCACCAUUCAGUGGACCAGGAGGAUCCGCCGGGCGCACCUGAAGCGCAAGGGGAAAGAGAUGGCAUCAGUGACCUGAGACGCGCCGUCCCGCCUCUGCAUCCGCCUGCGAAGGUGCUGCAGAUGAACAGGCAGAUAUAAUACGGAAAAGUCAAAGGGUGAUCAUUGCAUGGCAGCAUGAGGUGUGAAAAGCUGCUCUAUCGUAGGACAAAUCAGAGCAUCAACCCUGUUUACCUUACUUCCUGAUCUGAACUGCUUAGCUUACAGUGUGUAUUUAUUAUGUUUUGAACCAGCUAUAAAGUGCAGACAUACUGUCAAGUCCUAUUUUGAUCAAGGGCUGUCUAUUUGGGUUAUUCUGGUAGUUAUUUAAAGAUACCACUAGUCAUUAUUCUCCUGGUGCAUGUUAGUCAGCAAAUGAAAAUGGUUUAGUUUUUCCAAACACUAGACUAUAUUUCAUAAUGCGCAACACUAAACUGCGUUGCUGCUCACCGAUGACUGAAUUAAUCAAUAAUUUGAGAAGAUACAGAUUGUCAGCACGUCUUCAUGCAUAGCUUCUUCAUACGGCAUUAUCUGAUCUUCUUUGUACUUCAUAGAGCUGAUUUAAACCAGGGAUGUGUCUCAGAGACAUUUUAAACACAUUUUUAUUUUCCCUCCAGUACUUAAACAUUUAUGGGGUUCACUAACCCUCUAACCACACUGCUGGGUCACGUGUCCAUACGACGGGUCCUCUUUUCAGUGUUGUGUAGGCUGUUAAAUAUUAAAUAUUAAAAUAAGCUAUAAUACAAGUUUUUUAACUGAAAGCAUUUAAGUUGGUAAAGAAAAGUGAAAUAGAUAUGAAAAGGGAUCUUUCAUGAAAGCUGUAUGUAUUUUUGUGUGAGACUAAGUUUUAACAUAUCUGAAUUUUUUGGAUUGUACAGAUUCUGUACUAUUUUUGAUGAUUUUAGAACUGACUUCUGAAGCACUGUAACGGAACAACAUACUUAAAAUGAAAUUUCUACAAAUGAACUUCCUGUAUUAGCACCGGAGCUGAGUAUACCGUGAUAAUUGUAAUUUAUGUAAUUAUGUUUGCAGUGAAACACUGGAAAUGUGUGCUUAUUUUGUCUUGUUUCUCAUGAUACAUACCAUCGGCCUGUGAUUUUUGUGGUGACCAGUGUACACUGUUUAUUUCAUUUCCUCUUCCACUACUUGUAGGUAAUGCACAGUACCAACAAGAAUUUCAAGCACAUUCACUGUAACAAUCUAUUCAGUGUCACCUGGAUUUUACUUGAAAUUAUCUAACAAGAUUUUUAUGUCAAAUAAAACAGCUGCAGUUUAAGUACAUUUCUGUCAUUGCCAUAGAGCAAUUUAUUAUUUUUUCAGUUAUUAUAAAGACCGCGUGUUUGGUCAGUAGAUGCAUAGGGCUGUGAAUGCCCGACAUCCUUUGAGUGAAUUUUCCUUUGCAAGAACUGCCAUUAAAACCCCACAUAACCUA